UUUUUCAAAAUUCAAGUUUUAAUUGUGCAUUCCAAUUAAUAUCAAUCAAUCUGUUCGUUUUUUAUUGUGUUUAUUAAGUAACAAUAACUUAAUUUAUUACAGAAUAAAACACAAUAAACAACAUGACUUUUUUUAGUAAAGUGCCAGAAAACUUAAUGAAACACUCUGAGCACAAACAUUAAGGAGUCAUAAAAUAAGCACAGACAUGCCCAAUAUAUUGAAGAGUUUCUCCUAAAUCAGCAUGUUAGGAGCUUAUUUUAGCCGUAAGAUGUUUUGUGAAAACGGGCCCAGAUGAAUUGUAUACAAUAACAUGACAUAUUUCUAUCAUAAGUAAACUUUAUAAACCUUGACAGACAAAUAACAGGCUUGUUCGACUCCGCAAGAACAUCCACAGUCGGAUGACGUCACUUCUUAGCUAACGGCGGAUUGUUAACAACUGUUAGCUGCAAACGGCCAUAACAUCACGUCAUUUUAAGUGUCCUCAUAUUCUGCUUAUUAAGCCCGUAUCAUAAAUUAAUUUAAAUAAUGCUUUCCUGGUUAUCCUUAUCCCCCCUCCCUCUCCUUCUGUUCCUAGUAUCCCCAUCAGACUGCACUCCCGCCUGCCUCCUGAAACACGCAUGACAUCACAUUACCGCGAGAGCGAUUUAAAAGCGUAUGGAGCGAUCGGCUCUCGACUCACUCUCGCGGUAAUGUGAUGUCAUCUGCUUGAAGAUUAUUGCGGUUCCGAAGUCGAACACACCGGUUAACGUAACGUGACUUGUAGAUCUACAGGUCCAGAGGAUAAUGAUGUUAAUUAAUCAAUCAAUCAAUCAGAAAGGGGGCGGAUCCGCACAAAUAGACAGCUUUAUAAAUGACAGAUUGACUUCUGGUGUGUUAUCAUGGCUUUUUGCGAAGGUUUGUGAUGAUGGAGUUCUUUCGCGCUGUGAUCUUCACGCUUCUGUUCAUUGUUUCUCUAUGUGACGCCUGGAGUGACUCGAGGCAACAGAAGCCGGCGGCUCUCUGGAACCCUCUACUGAUGUCUCCUCAGCAUCCCUCUCCUCAGCAUCCCUCUCCUCAGCAUCCCUCUCCUCCAGCCUCUGACUCCAGAAGACUCGCACAAGAUCUUCAAGGAGUUCAAUCUAAGCAGCUGUCAGAGGGUCUCGUGAAUCCGCUGGUCUGGAGGUUUCCUGUGGCUCCUGAGGUCCAGACUGAUGUGGCGGUGGGUUUUGAGCAGAGACAGCCCGUGACACCCCGCACCGUCGCCGUUCUGUGUGGCGAGAGCGCCGUUCUCGUCGAGGUCAAGCAGGAUUUGUUUGGUACCGGUCAGUUAAUCCGGCCCUCCGGUCUUUCGCUGGGCGGGUGUCCGGUGUUCGGUGAAGACUUCGAGUCGAAGGUGUUGAUGUUCGUUUAUGAGCUCCAUGAAUGCGGAAGCGUGUUGAUGAUGAAAGAAAAUAUGCUGGUCUACUCGUUUGUGCUCACGUACACUCCUGAGCCGUUCACGGGCACAUCUAUAAACCGAGCUGAAGGAGCGGUCAUUGGCAUUCAAUGUCAUUAUCAGAGGAAACAGGAUGUGAGCAGUAACGUCUUGAUGCCGACAUGGGCCCCUUACGCCUCCAUGCGGGUCGGGCAAGAAGUUCUGCCGUUCUCCUUGAAGCUCAUGACGGAUGACUGGACGUACCAGAGGCCAUCAAACCUUUACUAUCUGGGUGAUCUCAUUAACAUCGAGGCGUCUGUGAAGGUUUACAAUCACGGUCCCCUGCGGGUGUUUGUGGACAGCUGUGUGGCCAGUCAGACGCCCGACGUGAGGGUUCCGCCAACGUACUCUUUGAUUGAGAAUAAUGGGUGCUUUGUGGAUGCCAGGAACACCGGCUCCAGGUCUGUGUUUCUUCCUCAGUCUCGCAGUGAUGUGCUUCAUUUUCAGCUGGAGGCGUUUAUGUUCCAGCAGGGAGAACAUCCAUAUAUUUACAUCACAUGUGUCCUGAGAGCCACUCUUGCCUCCGCGCCCUGUGAUGCCCGACACAAGUCUUGUUCUUUCUCUGGCGACAGGUGGUUUGCUGCUGAUGGAAACGAUCAAGUUUGUGGUUGUUGCGAUUCGACAUGCGGCCCAGAGAUGACAUCUACAGGUGUUCAGUGGGAAGGUCAGGUGUCCCUCAGUCCCCUCGAGGUUCAGGAACGACAGAAGCUUGGUUUUCAAUAAAACUGGAAAAAGAUUUAUGGUUGUCUUUUAUACACAAGAAUCUCACCCUCUGCUGCUUGUCUAGUCAUGGACUUGAAGGCAGGGCAGGUGAUCCUGUACAGAAACAGUCAUGUUGGGUGGAAAUCUUUUUACAUCCUUAAAGUGGUGAAAUAAAAUGUAUAAUUUUGUCAUCUGUCAAAGGUGUAGGACCCAUAACGUUCAGGCCGAACACUGUCUGGUCAUGUGUACAUUUGCAUCCAACUGCAGUUCACAUGCACAUCAUGUCAUCAGUGCCCUCACGUCCCAUGUCAAUGUAGGGAGACCAGCACACAUUUAAACUUUCCUGCAGAACCAACAAAGUAAAUCCACAAAACGAAAGUCAGUUUUUGAGAAACCUGUGACAGACAUCUGGAGAAUGAAAGAGGAACAACUCUAAAUAUUUGUUGAUCUUUUAAAUGAGAAGGCUGAAAAACGAGACUAUGGCUCUUUUGGACUGGUAUGAACAUGCUUCCAGAAGAGUUAAUCAAUUUAGUUUAAUUUGUUACUUGGGUUUACAAUAAACAUUCAUGUGUUUGGAGGUGUAACUUUGGAGAGCGACUUGCAUAGAGGGUGGGAUUAUAAUUUCAGUGCUGCACCUCCAAAUCAACCACUCCACCUUUAACUGAAAUUACCCACGACACACUGCGAGAUGCAUUUGGGUGACGCUGCACUGCAUUAAUAUACAAGAGAUUCUUAUUGAAUUGUACAGUAAAUGGUAUGGUGUGGUUUCCUUAUGUCCAUACUGAUAGCAACUUGCACUGACCUCAGUACUUUUGUUGUCUCGAUGCACAAGUAGUGUUUAAAGGCAUGUUUGAUUACACAAAAGCCUAGUCCUGGUUUUAAGAAUCCCUGUCUGGGAAAUCACCCCUACAUGAGCGAGCUGUACUGGGAUGCGUCUCCUAACCAUCACAUUGUCUCUAGGAAACAGUGCUGACGUCUGUUUGACCCUGACUCGUGUGUACUGUUACUGCACACUAAAGUAUAUACUUUUCCACAGAAACAAUACUCCACUCUAGUGCUAUAGGCCGUCUGGCACCCUCAUGGUUUUAAAUCUGUAUGCGAAUCUUUCAUGGAUCACGAUAUUUUGAGAAACGUCUG
Messenger RNA from Triplophysa dalaica, 3292 nucleotides. RefSeq names its product zona pellucida sperm-binding protein 3-like. The transcript has 8 exons. Bases 902 to 2176 code for a protein of 424 amino acids. The record is from RefSeq and is a predicted model, not a curated record. Gene Ontology annotation, biological process: positive regulation of acrosome reaction; egg coat formation; binding of sperm to zona pellucida. Gene Ontology annotation, cellular component: extracellular matrix. Gene Ontology annotation, molecular function: acrosin binding. NCBI's taxonomy places the organism in Eukaryota, Metazoa, Chordata, Actinopteri, Cypriniformes, Nemacheilidae.